Molecule: messenger RNA, 1746 nt
Organism: Trichoderma atroviride IMI 206040
Lineage: Eukaryota; Fungi; Ascomycota; Sordariomycetes; Hypocreales; Hypocreaceae
Biological process (GO): maturation of LSU-rRNA from tricistronic rRNA transcript (SSU-rRNA, 5.8S rRNA, LSU-rRNA); ribosome biogenesis
Cellular component (GO): nucleolus; PeBoW complex
Molecular function (GO): RNA binding
Source: RefSeq, a predicted model, not a curated record
AGACCAAUGCCGCCCGCCCAGAGAAGACUGGAAAGCCGACCUAUACUCUGGAUCAUGUGGUUCGUGAGCGCUACCCGACAUUUGUUGACGCAUUGAGGGACUUGGACGACUGUCUCUCCAUGCUUUUCCUCUUCGCGAACCUGCCAUCGACCUCCAUGGUGCCUGCCAAGAUGAUUGCCCGCUGCGAGCGACUGUGCCUCGAGUUCCAGCACUAUCUCAUUGUCUCAAAGAGCCUGACCAAGUCUUUCCUGUCAAUCAAGGGUAUCUACUACCAGGCAAACAUCCAGGGCGAAGACGUUCUAUGGCUGGUUCCGUACAAGUUCAACCAGAGAAUCGUUGGCGACGUCGACUUCCGCAUCAUGGGAACAUUUGUCGAGUUCUACAUGACGCUUCUCGGCUUUGUCAACUUUAGACUGUACACCUCAAUUGGCCUCAAGUACCCGCCCAAGUUUGAUGCCGUCAAGGAUGAGAAUGCUGCCGAGCUGGGUGCCUUUACGCUGGAGGGCAAGACUCUGAUUGGCGGCGAAGAGCAGCAGAAAUUGGAGGACGUUGCUCACAAGCCGGACCCCAAGGUUCAAGCUGCCGUCAACAAAGUUCUCAAGAGCAUCACAAAUGGCACUGCCGCUGAAGACACCAAGACCGAGGACAGCGAAGAAGUUGAUCAAGAUGCAGCUGGUGCCAUUGACAAAUUUGAGCCCGCUGCUCCUGGAGGCGACGUACUGCUUCAGCCAUCCUACAGUGGCAUCAACCCCAACUCUCUCUUCUCCAACUUCACAAUCUACCUGUCCCGUGAGACUCCCCGUCAGCCACUCGAGUUCAUCCUCAAGUCAUUUGGCUGCAAGCGAGUUGGCUGGGAUGCCGUGCUUGGUGGUGGUGCUUUCACAACCGACGAGUUAGAUCCAUCAAUCACACACCAAAUUGUCGACCGACCCCCUAUACAAGCUUCAAUGGAUGAGGACGGCGAUGGUGAGGAUAACCAGACUGCACAGAAGCUGGCAGCCAACCGACGUGUGCCUGGACGGAUAUACAUUCAACCUCAGUGGGUCUGGGAUUCCGCCAACGAUGGUGAGUUGAAGGAGCCUCAUCUGUAUGCCCCUGGCGCCUCGCUGCCCCCGCAUUUGAGUCCAUUCGUCCGCAAGGUGCAAGGUGCAUACGAUCCGACAAUGCCUCUUGAGGAUCAGGAGACCGAACAUGAGGCUCUUGAGGCUGGCGAUGAUGAAGAGGCCGAUGCGGAUGAGACCGUAGAAGGCAUGGAUGUCGCAGAGUCAGGAGAUGAAGACGAGGACGUGGAUGAAGAGGAUGAAGACGAGCAGGAUGAGGACGAAGAGGAAGAGGAAGAGGAAGAUCACAAUGAUGCCCUUCAGCGCCAGAUCGAGCUUGAAGCAGAGAUGGCCGGCAAGACGGUCCAAUCAAAGGCUGCCAACCCCAAGACCAAGGCUAAGGAGGAUGCACGAAAGGCUCUGGCAAAGAAAGCACGCGAAGAGGCCGAAGACUUGGAGCGAGCCAAGGGCAUGCUGAGCAAGAAGAAGAGAAAGCUUUUCGAGCAGAUGGAGUACACAAACAAGAAGAAGAGUGCAGAGGAUGCCAAGCUGCGUUCAAAGAGAAGAAAGGUGGAGAAGGAAAAGGCAGGCAAGGCAUAGAUUCGAGAUGUACUAUUUAAUAUACUAGGUAGUAGUGAAUGGGUUUCAACGGCGUAUAUGCGGUUCAAAUAAAAUGAAAUUUUAUCUUAAUAGAAACAAUUUUGAG